Plasmodium cynomolgi strain B is the source of this 1161-nucleotide messenger RNA. RefSeq names its product VIR-like CYIR protein. The transcript is spliced from 3 exons. The record is from RefSeq and is a predicted model, not a curated record. Lineage: Eukaryota; Apicomplexa; Aconoidasida; Haemosporida; Plasmodiidae. Bases 1 to 699 code for a protein of 232 amino acids.
AUGUUAUGGAUAUUUGAUGAAAUAAGUAGAUUUAUAAGAUCUAAUUCGUAUAAUAUUAAACAUUUGGAUGUUCUUAAAAAAUUUCAUGAUGUAGAAGAACUUAUUAUUAAUGAUAUAAAUAGAACAGGAGAUGAAGAGAGGAAAAAUGUGAAAUAUUUGCAUGAUUUUAUUAAAAACUAUGAAAAAAUUGAAGAAAAUAUAAUUUCUGAUAAGACUAAUUGCGAAAUUUAUAGAAAAUACCUUGAAUUUAUUAAAAUAUUAUACAAAAAGCAUAAAGAGGAAUGUUGUAAAUAUUGGAACACAGAAUGCCAUAAAUAUUUUAGUUGUGACCCAUUUUAUGAUCCAAAUAAUCUCUUGUCUGUAUUAGAAAGUUGUGAAAAUGGAAAAUACAACCAAAUGUCAAGCGCAAAAGUUAAAUCUGGGUCUAAGGAUUCCACAGAAGAAUUUAAUAUGAAAAUUAAAAAUGUAAGGUGUGUUGCUUAUAAGUACGAAGAUUAUGGAUUUCUUUCAUGUUUUGACUCGCCAUUAACCCAUAAUGUUACAAUUAAAGGUAAUGAAAAGUUAACUUCGGAAACAAAAUAUGAAACAAACAUUGCAUCAAGAAGCAGGGGAUUAGAAUUUUUCACUAGGUCAUCAAUAGGAAUACCAAAAAAAUUAUAUCCAAUUAAGAAAGAUAAAGAAAAAAGAAUAAUCAGAUGAAUGAAAAACUCAAAGUGCAAUAUUACUCAUCAAGAUAAAGAUAAAGGUGUCGUAGUAUUGAAGUGUAAGGAUAAUUCUUCUACUCAAAAUACUAAUAUAGUUCAUGAUCAGGAAAGUGAAGGGGAAGAAGUACUUGAAGAUGAGUCCACAAAAGAAGAAAGAAAUAAGCGUAAGGAAACAUUAGCAUGGAAAGGAUUAAAACAUUCUAAAGAAGAAGCUUGCACUACUGAUUUAUUAGGAUUCUGUUUUGACCCACAAAAUACACAUAAAAAUAAAGCUAGGGAAGAAAAAACAGAAUACAAAAAUUCAUAUACGGAAUAUAAAAUUCCAAAUGAUAGAAAUACAAGCUAUUUUGAUAAUUCUGAAAAGGAAAAUAGUAUUUUAAAUUCUCUAUAUACCAAAAUAGGUCUAGUUUCUACUCUUGUUCUUGGAUCUUUUCUCGUUUUUUUUAUGUAUUAUAAG